GUGGACGAGCCAUUUGAUAUUCCGCCUCUGAUCAAGUGCAAAAUCGACGUGUUAACUUUAUAGGACAGGGAGUGAAUCUCAUAGCUGUCGUCGAGGUGUGGUCAUGGGUGUACAAAUCAGAGUGGAAUAUUGUGGCGGAUGAGGCUACGAGCCCCGCUAUCAGGAGCUCAAGCGAGUCGUCGUCGCUGAGUUUCCUGAGGCGGAGGUGUCCGGCUUCGUCGGCAGACAAGGGAGCUUUGAGAUCGAGAUCAACGGACAGCUGGUUUUCUCAAAGCUAGAAACCAGCGGUUUUCCCUAUGAAGACGACGUCAUGGAGGCCAUCCAGAAAGCCCACGAUGGCAAACCAGUGGAGAAGAUCAUAAAGAGCCGCCCACCUUGCGUCAUACUCUAACUCCUAAGUUUUUGAUUACCUCAGAAACGAUCAUGCUGAGUGAAGCCAUUGUGACUGUGUGUAAUGGAUCCUCGGAUAUCUCCUUUCACCUCUGCUUCUAACAAGGUGUUUUUGGACUUAAAUGAUUAGCGUAACUAAAAACUAAAGGUUACACUAUGAAGCUCUUAGUCCAGUCACUGUCAAACCAGGAGCAGAGAUGAAUGGGAGACAUCCAAGUGUGCAUUAACGUUCAGACCUCUGUAUGUAUAAAAAGGAAAAAAUAAUUCUAACAAUAUAGCAAAAUUUAACACGAGUCAGGUUUUUUUCCAUUUAUGUGAAUACAGUUAUGAAUUUUAGACAGCUUUGUUGUGAAGUCUCAGUUAAAGGUGUUUUUGAAGACACCUUAACAUAUUAUUGUACUAAAAUUAGACUUGAACCCUCUACUUUUUUUUUUUUUUUUUGAUGCUUUGAUUCUUUAAACUAUUUAAUAAUUAUAGAUGAUAAUCUAAAAUCAUGACACUGCUAGAGUAUUAAUUAUAGUUGAGAUCAGAAAUAAAAGUAAGCAUUUAUAACUUUAAUAGUUAGCUCAUACAAAAGUAGCUUUGCUAAUAAAUAAUAAAAUCCAUUUCCUUUGCCGAAACUGGCAAAGAUGUUGAAAUGGCUUUUACUAUAAUGUUUUCUUUGGUUAUGUUGUAAGACUAUUUCCUGGUCAAACAAAACCACUUUGCUAUUUAUGUGGACUAUUUAUUUUAUCUGCCUUAUCUUCAUUAAAGUUAAAAAGUUACAGUUAGGACUUUCUUUAUCAGGGACAAGGGUAACUCGUGAAUGUAGUAGUUGUCCAUUCUUGUCAAGCCUGUUUUGUCUUUGCAAGCUAUGUAACCUGAAAUCCGACUACCUUUUGUCAAACAAAACCAUACAUGGUAAUGUCUGCUUUUGUGUUCGACAUCUGCUAUUGCAUUUGACAUUGGGCCAUUAUUGUGUCUUGAUUGCACAACUAGAACAUCAGAGAGAAAAUAAUGUAAAUGUCUAACUUUUAAAGCAGCUUAAACACAGGUUGUCUUCUCUUACCACCUUUAGACUCUAGCCUAGAUUGUCCUUUUACCUUUCCAGCUCAUUGAAUCAUCCACAUGUACAAGUCUAUUUGCUUCAGAAAAUUGAUACUCUCCCCAUACUGUUUCUCAAUUAAUUUUGUUUAUGCCAACCUGCUACAUGCUUGAAUACAAAUUUGUUGAAAAUA
This is a messenger RNA of Ictalurus furcatus (blue catfish), 1607 nucleotides long. RefSeq names its product selenoprotein W, 2a (gene mien1). Gene Ontology annotation, biological process: positive regulation of filopodium assembly; negative regulation of apoptotic process. Lineage: Eukaryota; Metazoa; Chordata; Actinopteri; Siluriformes; Ictaluridae. The record is from RefSeq and is a predicted model, not a curated record. The transcript has 4 exons.